This is a messenger RNA of Auxenochlorella protothecoides, 876 nucleotides long. Its product is annotated as Dihydrolipoyllysine-residue succinyltransferase component of 2-oxoglutarate dehydrogenase complex 1, mitochondrial. Lineage: Eukaryota; Viridiplantae; Chlorophyta; Trebouxiophyceae; Chlorellales; Chlorellaceae. The transcript has 4 exons. Gene Ontology annotation, cellular component: oxoglutarate dehydrogenase complex. The coding region runs from base 1 to 876 and encodes 291 amino acids. Gene Ontology annotation, biological process: tricarboxylic acid cycle. The record is from RefSeq and is a predicted model, not a curated record. Gene Ontology annotation, molecular function: dihydrolipoyllysine-residue succinyltransferase activity.
AUGGGAGAGUCCAUCACCGAGGGAACCGUCGCCACCAUCCUGGCCCAGCCAGGCGAGACGGUGGAGGAGGACUCCGUGCUAGCCACGCUGGACACCGACAAGGUCUCCAUGGACAUCAAGUACCCCAACAAGACCCCGGGCGUGGUCAAGGAGUACAAGGCGGCGGAGGGCGACACGGUCACCGUGGGCCAGCUCUUUGCGGUGAUUGAGGAGACCCGCGUGGCGGAGCGCCUGAAGAACGCGCAGAACACGUACGCGCUGCUGACCACCUUCAACGAGGUCGACAUGACCGCGCUGAUGGACCUGCGCAAGGCCCACAAGGACGCCUUCCUGGAGAAGCACGGCGUCAAGCUGGGCUUCAUGUCCGCCUUCGUCAAGGCGGCGGCCAACGCGCUGGAGACGGUGCCGGCGGUGAAUGCGGUGAUCGACGGCGGCGACAUCAUCUACCGCGACUAUUACGACAUCUCGGUGGCGGUGGCCACGCCCAAGGGGCUGGUGGUGCCGGUGCUGCGCAAUGUGGAUGCCAUGAGCUUUGCCACGGUGGAGAAGACCAUCAACGAGCUGGGGAAGAAGGCGCGGGACGGCGCGCUGUCCAUCGACGAGAUGGCGGGCGGCACCUUCACCAUCUCCAACGGCGGCGUGUUUGGCUCCAUGCUCUCCACGCCCAUCAUCAACCCGCCGCAGUCCGCCAUCCUGGGCAUGCACGCCACCAACAUGAAGCCCGCGGUCGUCGACGGCCAGAUCGUCGCCAGGCCUCUCAUGUACCUGGCACUGACUUACGACCACCGCCUCAUCGACGGGCGCGAGGCGGUCACCUUCCUCAAGCGCAUCAAGGAGGUCAUCGAGGACCCCCGCCGCCUGCUGCUGGAUGUCUGA